AUGGUGGUCACGCGCCAAACAAAACCAAAGUCAUUUGGAGAAGGGAGAAUUGCACUGCUGCUGAAAGAAGGAGCCCCGCAGGAGGAGCCGUCGGCGUGGCGGCCCAUUUCAUUGUUAAACGUCGACUACGAGAUUGUAGCUUCCUUGCUAAACUCACGCCUGACACUCCUCCUGCCAAACAUCAUCUCCCCCCAGCAGGCUUGUGAGGUUCCAGGACGUUCCAUUUUAGCUAACUUGACCGCAACAAGGGACCUAUUCGAGUAUAUGACAGCGAAGUCCCUCUCGGGAGCCUUUGUUUCCCUAGACCAGGCGAAGGCUUUCGACCGGGUCAGGCAUCGAUACCUGCUCGAAGUUUUACGCCACUUUGGGUUUCCGGCAAGCUUCGUCGAUCUCAUUUCGCCCCUAUACAGCUACUUGACGUGCCACGUGAUUGUGAACGGCAACCCAACACAGAACUUCGUCUAUGAAAGAGGGAUCCGUGAGGGGUGCCCGCUGGGACCCACCCUCUUCAUUCUCUCACUCAAGCCACUCAUAAGAAACAUCGAGCAAAACGAGCAUAUCAGAGGCUUUCCCCUGACUGGUGAGGACGAGGUCAAGGUAAUUGCCUACGCUGAUGACGUUUCCUUGUACGUCAGUGACCCUGCAAGCCUCCAGAAGUUCUGGAUAACGUUCGCAUCCUAUGCGGAGGUCUCGGGCGCGGAAAUGAACAGGGGAAAAUGCAAGGCACUACUGUUUGGCAAGUUCCCUCACGAAACCCUGGGCGAUCUCGAAAUCGUAGACGUGGUCAAGGUGCUGGGCAUAUACUUCUGCUGUGGCGGCGUCGCAGAGACAACGUGGAAGCGGGCAAUAGAACGAGCACGAACGGCAAUUGCGCGUCUCAGCUUCAAGGACCUCACACUUCGUGAGAAGGCCGUGGCUGCGAAGACCACCAUCUGCGCCUUCGCUUACUACGCUAGCAGGAUAGCAGUUAUGCCCACCAAAACGGCUUCACAGGUGGCAAAAAUGCUCGGGUCUUUCCUAUGGGAGGGCAAGCCAGCACCCGUGCGACGGACUCUCCUGCAACUCCCAGAAAGCGAAGGCGGCCUCGGCCUCACUCACGCACUAACGAUCAGCAAAGUCCUCGCUCUAAAAACGGCUAGAGCCCUCUUUCGCUCUAGCGACUAUGUGGGGAGAGGCCUCAUGCGCUACUGGAGCAGUACGAGCGCAGCCUUCCUCGACGCCGACCGACCACUUGGCCCUCUCGCGGAGACGCCCUCGCGUUUCUACAAGGCAGCCGCGAACACGAUGCGGAUACUCCAAAGGGAGGCCCCUGACUGCGACGUGGACGAUGUCCCGCCUGCCCGCAUCACGGAGGAGGUCGCGAGACACCAGAUAAGUGAUGAAGAGAGGCAGAUGUCUCGCAAGUGGAAAAAGAAAGCGUCCAAGGACGGACCAGGAAAACCCAGGUUGGCGCAGGACUUCGCGUGGCGUAAAAACUGGGGGGUGUUACCAACCCCUCAGCGGCUUCACAAGUUUGGUAUAGUGCCGUCGCCCCGCUUCCCGAACUGCCGGGCCGACGAAACGCUGGCGCACGCCCUGAUGGAGUGCCCCGCAGCCAAGCCUGUUUGGCGACUCGUAGCAAGGGACUUCAAAAUCCGCCCCCCUCCGGCGCUCAACAGGAACAGGGGCGCGUUCGCCAAACUGGUCGUGAUGUGCACCUGGUUCUCCAUUUGGAAACGCCGCUGCUUAGCCGAGGCGAGGCGGAAAAUUACGAGAGCGGCGUACCCAACCUUGUCCCGUGUUCGAGAGAUGGUCUGGCGAUAUCUCUCGGAACAACUUGAGUCCAGCGGCGAGGAGAAGUUUCUCCGCCGCUGGCACACACGGUUUUUUUUUGAUGCGGCAAGAUGGGAGAUGGGGGCAGGAAAAGCGACUGCCGAUUUCCUCUGGGUGGGUCAGCUCAGGGUUGCCGUCUUCUUGAAGCCAGGGCCAAAGGACAAAGGAGUGUACUUCCUCUGA
This is a messenger RNA of Rhipicephalus sanguineus (brown dog tick), 1995 nucleotides long. RefSeq lists its product as uncharacterized. The record is from RefSeq and is a predicted model, not a curated record. Lineage: Eukaryota; Metazoa; Arthropoda; Arachnida; Ixodida; Ixodidae. The transcript has 2 exons. Bases 1 to 1995 code for a protein of 664 amino acids.